Molecule: messenger RNA, 480 nt
Organism: Cylicostephanus goldi
Lineage: Eukaryota; Metazoa; Nematoda; Chromadorea; Rhabditida; Strongylidae
Source: the annotation of a GenBank genome assembly
ACUGCCGUUAUGAGAAGAGAUUUUGAGACUGCUGACAAGGAGCCAAAGGAGCAGCGUACUCGGGUAGCUCACUUCCUCGAGAAAGAAGGAUUCAAACGACAAGCUCUCGCUGUUUCGCAUGAUCCUGAUCGCAAAUUUGAUUUUGCUUUUGCACUCGGAGACGUGAAGACUGCAUAUGACCUUGCUCUGCAAGGUGACAGUGAGGAAAAAUGGAAAAUGCUUAGUCAGGCUGCCACCUUGAAAUCUGAGCUUAUGCGCUCGCUGGCGAAUGUCUUGGUUGAUUGGCGGCCGACUCUGCCGCAAGCGGGCAUCAUACUGCAUUUUACUACAAGCCUUCUGUUAGGAGGUGUUGAUGCCUGCUUAGAAUCUCUUACUGCCACUGAUCGCCGACCAGAAGUGGCCUUCUUUCCUCGCACUCAAUGUCCCAAAGAGUCAUUUGUGGAAGGAGAAAGCAGAUCGAUUGCAGAAGAAUACGAGUAG